AUGGCAUACCCAACAUUUCAAACAUAUAGUACCACUCAAAAUUUGGAAACAUACAGCAUCUAUUGGUUAGAUGCUGUAGUAAAUAAUGAAGGAAAUAUGAUCACUCAAAAAAAGUUACGCGGUAUCAUUAAUCAACUACUAACGUUUGUCGAUACUGAAGAAUUUUUAGAACGUGUUCGUUUGAUUGAAAAAGGCGAUCUCACUAUUCUGAUUGUAAGCGGUCAAUUAGGUCGUAUUGUAGUUCCUGAAAUGCAGAAUUUAGAGCAAGUAUGUUCCAUCUACAUUUAUUGCGGCAAUAAAAAGGCACACUUAGGUUGGAGUCAACCAUACAGCAAGGUGAAAGCUGUUUGCGAUGAUCCCGAUGAAUUAAUCAAUACAAUUCGAAUCGAUCAGAAACGUCGAUGUCGAAUUGAAGAACCAAUCGCCAUGGAUAUUUUGGACCGUACUUCAACGGACCUAAAUGGUGAAUUCCUUCAUUACAGACUGUUGAUCGAUGCUUUAAUUAGAAUGAAGCCGAACGAACAAGACCAGAAGGAAUUAAUCGAAUUAUUGGGAAAAGAAUACGAAGGCAAUGAAUAUGAACUAAAAUUGGUAAACGAAUUUGGGAAAGGAUACGAAUCAAGUCGUGCUAUAUGGUGGUAUACACGUGAAUCGUUUGUAUAUCGUCUAUUGAAUAAGGCGUUGCGUAUUCGUAACAUUGAGGUGAUAUUUUUAAUGCGGAAUAUUAUUGGUGAUAUUUAUAAGAAGUUGCUUGCAAAUCAAUGUAGCAAGCGUGUGACUGUGUAUCGUGGUCAAAUAAUGUCGAGUGAUGAAAUAAAACAAUUUCAAAAAUCAGUUGGAAGUAUCAUUUCAUUAAAUUCAUUUCUAUCGACAUCUUCGAAACGUGAAGUAGCUCAAGAAUUUGCAGUACAAAGUAUGGAAUCAUGUAGUUCGAGUAGUGGUAGUGUAGGCGUGAUAUUUAAAAUUGAGGCUGAUCCUAGUGUGACAUGUGAUUCCAAGGGUGAUAAUCGACGACCAUUUGCACAAAUUGGUGGAUUAAGUUAUUAUGGUGGUAGUGAAGCAGAGAUAUUGUUUAUGGUUGGUUCAAUAUUUCGUUUGGAAGAUAUAAGUGAAGAUAAAUCAGUAGGUGAUAUGAAAAUAUGGAUGAUUCGGAUUACAUUAUGUAGUGAUAAUGAGAAUCAUCUGAGAGAACUCUAUGAUCACAUGAAGAGCCAAGAAAACGGUAGAGAAGAAACGAAUCUUAAGUCUCUUGGUUUGAUGAUGUGGAAGAUGGGAAAAUUUGAUCUUGCUGAAAAGUAUUUACUUCGCCAUCUGAGGGAACUUCCACCGAAUGAUCCUUCACUUGGUGCAGUGUAUCAGUGUCUCGGUCUAGUUGCUGACUCAAAAGGUGAUUAUGACAGAAGUCUCGAAUGGUAUAAGAAAUCACUCGAAAUAACGACGAGAACUAGCCCAUCCGAUUAUAUCAAUAUUGGGAACACACACAACAGCGUCGGUGAGGUUCAUCGAAAGAAAGGUGAUUAUGUUCAAGCACUUAAAUCGUUCAAUCAAGCUGUCUCAUUGUUCAAAGAAGCCGACGAUGAGAAUCAUCCGAGAAUGGCCUCGUUCUACGGCAAUAUUGGAAACAUCAACGCUGAAGAGAAGAAGUAUUCAGAAGCUCUUAACUUCUAUGAAAAGACACUUGCCAUUCAGAAGAAACAUUUACCAGACGGUCAUGCUGAUCUAGGUUCAUUAUACAAUAAUAUUGGUCUGGUUCAUUAUUAUCUAGACCAUGAUGAUGUUGCAUUGGAGUAUUUCGAACAAUCACGUACAAUCAGCUUGAAAGCACUUCCUUCUCAACAUCCUGAUGUUGCAGAUACCUAUCAUAACAUGGGUCUUGUUUAUGAGCGUAAAGGUGAAUUAGAGCAAGCAUUAAAAUUAUUCAAGAAGUCUCAGACGAUCUAUGAAGUGGCGUUGCCAGUUCAUCAUUCUAAAUUAUUAGAUAUUAGAAAUAUUGCAAAACGUGUACAAAAUAAAAUAAAAUCGAAAUAA
Molecule: messenger RNA, 2028 nt
Organism: Rotaria socialis
Lineage: Eukaryota; Metazoa; Rotifera; Eurotatoria; Philodinida; Philodinidae
Source: the annotation of a GenBank genome assembly